This is a messenger RNA of Limulus polyphemus (Atlantic horseshoe crab), 6497 nucleotides long. RefSeq lists its product as uncharacterized. The transcript is spliced from 15 exons. Lineage: Eukaryota; Metazoa; Arthropoda; Merostomata; Xiphosura; Limulidae. Bases 19 to 5325 code for a protein of 1768 amino acids. Gene Ontology annotation, molecular function: ubiquitin protein ligase binding. The record is from RefSeq and is a predicted model, not a curated record.
CUAGAAUAAAAAGAGACCAUGCGGAGAAGAGAUUCCAAACCUAGAGUGCCACCGUGGUAUCCUGCUCAACCUAGAGGGAGCCCUAGUAGUCGCGUGAGAGAUCCUGGCGCACCUGUUUCACAGGAUCCACAUCCUUUUACCGACGAUGACCUUGAGUGCUUGGACACUAUUCUGUCUGCUACAAAUCUUGAUGAUGCUUUAGCUAGACCUUCCACCCUGGUGAAAACAGGAAACACAAAAGGAACUCGCAGACCAUGGGUCCAACCUGGAUAUAUCCAAAGAACCCGAGGGAAACAACGAGAGGGUCUGGGUAAAACCAGCCAAAGGGCUGGGAUGAGCAGUCAGAGUAUUGGUUGUAGCUGUUUGUCAAGACAGGACCUCAGCAGUCAUAACCAGGAAAGAAAAGGAAAGCUAGAACCAAGCACCAAUCAGUCUCACGUGAUCAAAGAAUCCUUGAAUGUACCUAUUAAUGCUGUUUCUUCUUCAACUUUUGCUAUGCGAGCUCCUGGCAGUAGGAAGGGGUAUGAUCAGAAAGAACAAGAAAUAUUAGAAGAAUUUGUUCUGGAUGACAAUGAGUUGUGUUUAUUGAACUUCUAUGACAUCCCGGUUGAGGCUACUAAAUACCACUGUAUGAGAAAAUCAACCAACCUUAAGACCGUGUCCAUUAUAGACACUUUAAGUGAGCUAGCACUGGGAGCCACUGAUCGGGGGGAUGACCCCCCUUCCACCAAUAUCUCUCAUUCAGCAACCAGUGGAGGAAGAAACCGAAGGAAAAAAACACAGCUUGAUACUUCUGGAAAAGGAUCUCUUACUGGUUGGGAAAUCCAAGAAAGAGGCACAGAAGAUAAACCCAUAGACCUCCAAAAUCAACUAACAGAUGUUACUAAUGAACCUGUUAAUGACAAUGUGGAUAGUGAUCAAUUCUUGUUAGACUCUUGUCAAAGAAGAAACCAAGAAUCAAAAGGUAGUUGUGAUUUGCAAGUAGUAGAGACGCACACUUUACUCUUGUCUCAGGGAAAAUCGAAACCUCGCAAGCCAACUACAAACUCAUCCAGUGCCUCCGAUGACGCGAACAGUGUUUCUUCACGACAUUCGAAGCCUAUGAAGCACCGCGGUGUGAUAGAUUCGAGUCACGUGGCUGGGAGCUCUUUGAAAAGAACUUUGAAACAGCUACGGAAAGCUGUGUCUUCUACAGUAGUUGGCGAAGAAGGCAUGUUUUUUGACAGAAAACAGAAUCUUAAAGUGAGACGUCAUCAUGGAAAACGACAAGAACGAGACUAUGCCCGUUUGUGCUUGUCAGAUAGUGAAGUUAGGACUAAUGACAACAGAAACUUUCAAAGUGACGGAAGUUCUGUGUUGUCUCUUCGCGGUGUCAGCGCUCAUAAUAAAUCGCACAUGUUUUAUUCUUCACUUGAUCCUGUCAGUACAAAAAGUGUUGAAAAUCUAAAACCCAGUCUAGUAUCUCGUAAGUCCCGUGACCAACUUCAAUCACAGCAGAUUUCUCACUCUAAGUUAGGUGGCGCUUCAAGACGAUGGCGUCGUGCACCAGAAUGGAUUCGAUCAAUUUUUUCUGCAGCAGCUAAGGGAGAGCUAGAAGUGCUGCAAAACUGCUUGAAAGAUAUGGAUGUCACUUUGAUUCGGAACCUGUCCGACCGGAAUGGUAACAACUUGUGGCACGUGUGUUGCAGUCAAAACCACCUUCACUGCCUUAAGUGGCUGUGUAAUCAAGAUAAUAUGGAGGCCUUGAACGACGAGAAUAAAAACGGAUUGACACCAGUUAUUUUGGCCACUAAGCAUGGGAAUAUGGAUAUUGUUCAAUGGUUAUUAAAGCACACAGCCUGUGAAAAAUUCUUGGAGCCGUCACCAAGGGAACGCUCAAUUUUGCACUACGCAGCAAAAUAUGGACAGGAACAACUUGUUCACUGGUUGGCUGAAAAUAUGCAGACUUCUUCCAUCAAUAACUGUGACUCGGAGGGUAACACUUCUCUCCAUUUUGCAGCUAAAUACGGUCAUAUUGGUUGUGCAAAAGCUCUUAUUCUUCACAGUGCAGACAUUACAGCUAAAAAUGAGCUUGGAUUAAGGCCUUAUGAUCUUGCAAUCCACAGUGAGCAUCAUCCGUGUGCAGAUUACUUGAUAGCUAUGGAAUCCUGUCUAUCCUUGUCGGCAGAGCAUCUCUUAUUAGAAGGAGAUGUACAGAGUAGGGAUAAUAAAAGUAGCAUUUUGAUUAUAUUAAAUUUUAUCUUUUUCACUGUACACAAUUCUGUGAAAUCGUGCAUUAUGCUUCAUUUGUUUAAUCUGACACAGAGAAGCAAGCUUAUGUUAAAAACACUUAUUUUGUAUUUGCAACAGUUUUUGAAGUUUUUUUUGUUUAUUGCAUUUAGUUUACUCUCAGAACAUAUGGAAUUGAAGUCACAGUUUAAAGAGUUAUUGUACCUAUCCAAACAUUUCCUCAAACAACAAAGAGAUAUGUUGGAGAACUUUAGAAUAAUAUACAAAGACCAGGACCCAGUUGAUACAAGUCUAUUAGAAGAGGGGAAUGGAAAGGAUGAGAGAAAUGGAAAACUAACUAAAGAACCUAAGAACUCAGGGAACAUUUCUGAAGAAGUGGAAAAAAAUAUGUCUGUGUGUAAAGGAUUAGUACAAGAAGAGUUUAGAAGAUGGUUCACAUACAUUCUGCCUACAGAAGAAACAAGACUUCAGAUAGCAGAAGAGAGGUGGAGGAGACUGAGGAUGAGACCCAAUAAAGGGCUGGAGGAGAAAAGGUUACCAUUAGAUAUUUUGAGGUCACAUUUUGCUCAAAUUCUUGCCAAGUUGAGCAGUCCAACGUUAGGAAUAGCCACAAGGAUAAUGUCAUCUUCUGAGAGCACUCUUUCUUUUGAUAGCUUGAUAAGUGAAGAAGAAGAACAGCAAAACAUAAUUGAAACAUUUCAGUCACAAAAAGAAGAUAAGCAUAAAGAUUUUCAGUUACAUAAGGAAGUACAAAGUGUACAGAAUUUAGACUUACCAACAUCAUCAACUUCAUAUUGUUCAACCAGUAACCCUUGGACUCCACGUAAUUCCAGGUCAUUAAGCAGCAUACUAGAUGUUGAUAUGGCAUCAACCAACAGUCCAAACAGAGAGAGGUUAAAAGUGAAUUCUCACAAAGAAAGCAGACAUGGAAAGGAGCAGAUAAAAGAUAAUAAGAAACCAUUUUUUCCAAUGAAAUCUUCAUCUUCCUCAUCUGGUGCCAAAGUAACAUUACAAGAGAUUGAGGACACAAGUCUCCAAUCUUUGUUUGAAAGAAAUCCUGAACUACGGCAGGAAGGAAAAACUUGUUCAGUAAUAGAAGUCUUAGAACCAUCCAGUAGUGAAAAUGAAGAAAUUUCUAAAGUUGGUAAAAAAACUAAAAAUAUCAAAGGUUGUAGAAUAGAAAAGAAAGAGAAUGGAAACAGUUCCUCCAGCUCUGUGCAGUCAGAAAAGGAUUACAGGUCUUGUUCUUCUACUUCAAAACAGAAGCUUAUACCUGCACACCAAAGAUCCUCUUCUGGAGAUGUCACUUCAUCAAAUAGCCAAGAAAAAAAACAGGGUCCAAAUGAAACUCAGGAAAGUGCAUUAACAGAAAAGUUAAAUUAUUCUUCAAGAUCUCAACACCAUCAUAAUCCCUCCACUUUAUCUCAUGAAAGAAGUGUCUGGAAAUUAAACUUGUCUGCUGGAGAAGAGAUUAAGCAUAGAGUGUCUGAUGUCCCUUCACCACAGGAGACUCAAGUCAAGAGUAUCGAUGUAAAAAGCUCAAGAUAUCUUGAACCUGAUCUGAUCCGAGAAACCAAAGUAAAAUCAUUCUCACUGCCAGCCCAUCAUUACAGUCUUCAGCCAUUACAAAGACCAGGGAAAACUGGAUGGAGACUAUGCGAUCAGGGGUCAAGUGAAGUGAAACCUCCUCCUACAAGGGUUAAUCAGUCUGUUCAGGAUCAGCCCAUUUCUGUGGUUGAAUUAAACUCUGAAGGGACAGUACACUCAGGAACUCAGGGUAGCACAGCUAAAAUGAAAGGAUUCCUGUCAAAAUUCUCACUGAAAGGUAGAUGGGCAUCAAAACACAAAUCUCGAUCACCAAAGAAACUAGAUGAAAUCUCAGCAGAUGAGUUUCGAGAAAUGUAUUCUAGAUCUGCUGGUCCAGGUGAAGGUAAAGAUAAUUUGAAUGUGCCAGACUUGUCAAAUCUUUCUAGUCAAGAUGCCAGGGCAAGUAAUUCUUCAAAGGAAAAAUCAGGUUUAAAAAAUUCAUCACAUAGCCAAAUGACAGAAGAUACAAGCACUUGUAAGCAACAUUCUCUUGAUGUUUCAUUAGAAGAUAAGAAUAAUAGAAUAGGAUGUGUGCCGCCAACUGAGAUAAGUAAUCCACCCUCCCAGCUUUUAAGAUUAGAAGAACUUCCAACACCAUCAGUGUUACUCCCUCCUCGUGGUGAACCACCACCUGCCCCACCAGUUACACAAGGAAGUGAUGGUGAUAUUCAAAAUCAAACAGAGAUUUUGACCUUUGCUGAACAAGGGCCAUUGAGAAAACCUUUGGAAGUUAUUUCGACCUGUGAUACAACACCUCUGGUGGCAACAGUUCUGCGAGGCCAGAAACGUUCCAAGAUGCCAACCACUACCUCUCCUUCUGCACCUGGAUUUUCACAAACAAUACAUGAGCAAGACUGUCAUAUUCAACAGUCUUUCAGUGUCUCUUCCAAAAAUAAUUCUUUGUCUCGCCCAGCAUCUUCAGCCUCUUGGGUAGAAUCCCCUCCUCAUUCUGAAGAUAAUGACAAGUCCUCAGAAUUCCCUUUAAGAAAAGCUUUUUCUGCCUCAUCAGAACUUCUAAUAACUCCAGAUUCUUCUACAGCUGGACGACAAUCACCUGCACCAAGUGAGGUUUCUAAAACAGAAAGUGCUCUGUCACCUCCAAGUGAUGUUUCAAAAACCGAAAGCACAAGACAUCUUCAUCACCUUGGCAAGAUAGAAGAAAUUGUCAACCGUGAAUCAUCUACUUCUCUUACUACUGUCCCCAUUAAGGAACCCAUGGAGGUAAAGACAGCAGCUAUAGUGGACAUCACCCAGGUUCCUAAGACAGAUAAUGCAGAGAAGGUGCUGUCCACUGGACAUGAAAGUGAUCAAGAAAAGAACAGUGACUCCCCAGAACCAGAGCAUAGAAAAGAAAUUAAGGUAAAGAAGACCAAAUUUGGAGUAAGACCUGAAAGAACAGAGAAACCAUGGUAUGAAGUGUCCGAUGAAGAAGACAUGUUUUCCCCAAAUCGGUAUCACAUAACAAUGGGAGGCAGCUCUGAUGAUGACAGACAAGCCAUUACAAGCUGACUAGUUCUAAACAAAAGUUGGUUUUUUUUAAGUCAUAAUCUUUGAGUAGUUUACCAAUUGUUAUUUUUGUGUUCUUUUUAGACAGUAAGAAGGGAGUCCUUACUACAAGACAUUUUUGUUUUGAACAACUGCAGAGAAGCCAGAACUGACUGUCAUUGUGCCAGUUAUUUAAGUUAAAUUUUGUUUUAAAUAAAUUAUGUUUAGAAUACUAAACAAACUAACAAGAGGUACUGCAGUGUUUUAACAGCAUGAAAAUGCAAUUCUGGAAUGUAUUUUGGAUUGCAGUGAUACGUAUAUUUAAAAUUAUAAAGAUUUUGCAUCUGACUGUUGUGAACUUUUUUUUUUUAUAAAGAUUUGAAUUUUAAAAAAGUUGAUAUACUAGGCACAUAAAAAGGGCAGUGAAAAUGGAAAUUAUCUACAUUUCGUGAGGUUUCUGGUUCAACAAUAUUGUUCAAAAUUCACUAAGUGAAGUGUUCCUAACAUAAAAACAAAGUAUAUCUAUAUAUUUUUCCUUAAGUUUUCUUUUUUUUCUUAUUAUUAUUAUUAUGAAAAUUUUGACCUUACUGGAGAAAAAAUCCUAGACACACAAUUAUAAACAAAUUAGAAAGAACUUUUAAACUGUAGUUUUACAACCCUCACAUUUGUUGUAUUUUUGUUACUAGAAAUAACUUCUAAGGUUUUUUUUUUCACCUCUAAUUUUUUGUUCCGUUUAUGUUACUUUUCAAAGGGCUAUACAAAUUGUUUCUGAAGAUAAUUUCUUUUUCAUGACAAAGUAUUGAAACGGGUAUUUUCAUGUCAUUCCAGCAUGACUGGGGUAUUACUAACAUUCUUCUUUUGUGAGGUAAGAAACGCUAAUGUUUCUACAAGUCAGUCUGGCAACCUACUGACUAACUACUACCUAUGUUUUUUGUGUGAAAUUUAGUGUAAUAUAAAACAGGUUUCUAAUGAAUCUGGAGCCAUUUGUAUAUUAAAGAAAGUUAAUUUUAAUGUAAUUUUUCACUGUUUAUUAACUAUGUAUGUAAAUUUGCAUAUUUUUUAUGUGUUUCUAACCACCUAGUGGUUGAACCUAUAAACCUAAAGUUACAUAGAAGAUAUUUAAAUUCACAUAUCACCUUAAGUGUUUUUAUCUAUGAAACACCGUCAUUAUUACUGAAAAAAACAUUGUCAUCUAU